ACGACGAAUCAAGCAUAUCAGAAACGAUGUCUGCUCCAAGGAAAGGUUUUGUGCAUCUUUAUCCCUUUUCCAGGCCACAUUCGUGAUGUCCACGGCUUAGCAUCACACUUACUCAUAGAAUUAAAUCUUUUCCUUUGCAUUAUAAUAGUUUUUAAACAUCAUUGGGCAAUGGGUGUCAAGUAAUUAACAUUUCUAGACCUCCCGCCUCACGGCUUUCGAACAUACCCCGGCCUCAACCAAUAGUCCCGCACAAAACAUCCUCCUGUUCAUCGGUGGACUCUUCGACGGUCUCAUGACCGUACCAUAUCCAUCGAAGAUCUCAGAUGCAUUACCACCCACCUGGACUCUUGCCCAAGUUCACCUCUCCUCGUCGUACACCGGCUGGGGUACUUCCUCCCUCCAGAAAGACGUAAAAGAACUCUUCAAAUGCGUCUCAUACUUUCGAGGUAUCAAGUCUGGCAAGAUUGUUCUCAUGGGUCACUCGACUGGAUGUCAGGAUGUUAUGGAGUACCUCACUGGACCCGGCCACGAAACUCGUGUCCCUGUUGACGGAAGCAUCAUCCAAGCCCCAGUAAGCGAUCGAGAGGCAAUCUGUAUGAGCAUGAAACCCGAGUUAUACAAGCAUAGCUGUGAAGCAGCCCAGAAGAUGGUCGACGCUGGAGAAGGAGACGAGAUACUGCCAUCGAAGGCUACUAACAAUACCUUUGGUAUUCCAGUCACUGCAAAACGAUGGUUGUCACUUCUCAGCCCCAACCAUGAUGGAGAUGAUGACUAUUUCAGCUCCGAUUUGAAGGAUGAACAGCUCAUGAAGUCUUUUGGAUCUUUACCGGCUGGAGUACCGUUGUGUAUUUUGGUGUCUGGGAGUGAUGAACACAUGGCACCGAGCAUCGACAAGGCGGUUCUCGUGAAGAGAUGGGUUGAAAUUGUCAAGAAGGGCAAAGGCGUGGUUGAUGAGGGAUACUCAGGUGUUGUUAAGGGUGCAACGCAUAACUUGGCUGGGGAUCAGGAGGAAGUUGUGCUGGGAUUGGUUGGGAGCGUCCUGGGAUUCUUGGCUGGAAUAUCUCCACAUUCCAAUCUGUAAUCGUUUGUGAGACGCUACAUGGAGUCUUUUGAUUCCCAGAAGCACCGUAACCUUCUCCAUCACAGAGUUGUUCCCAUCAACUUUAAUCCAUUCUGGCUAGUCACGCUUUGCGAGCCUAAUUAAGUGUUAUGGAA
Mollisia scopiformis is the source of this 1215-nucleotide messenger RNA. Its product is annotated as DUF1749-domain-containing protein. The record is from RefSeq and is a predicted model, not a curated record. The coding region runs from base 293 to 1081 and encodes 262 amino acids. The transcript has 2 exons. Lineage: Eukaryota; Fungi; Ascomycota; Leotiomycetes; Helotiales; Mollisiaceae.